AUGCCAGCCCCACAAGACAGCGAUUCGACUCACCCCUCGGGCGCCUUCUUCUGUCCACAGGCCUAUGCUCCAGACGAGGAGUACUUGAACGGUCUUCAUUCUUUUUUGAGCGAGAACAAGUAUGGCAAAUCACUUCUUCGCGAGAUCUCAGAUCUCAAGGACAGUCACAUCUGGUCAACAUUUGCCACUGCGAGCGGUGAUGUCGCCUCGCUGAGCGCUGGGCCAGAGUACAUAGACCUGCUGUACAACUGGGCAGCGAAAGGUGCUUCUGGACCUUUGGCUGCAGCAAGGUCCUCGGUGGUGGCUCUACCUUUACUUGUCAUCCUUCAAGUCGGCCAGUACCUAAGGUAUCUUGACUACCAUAACUUGUCGCACCAGACGUUCCUUGUCGAUGUCAGUCAGGCCGGCGGCGUCCAGGGAUUUUGUGGUGGUCUGGCAACUGCCAUUGCUAUCGCUUGUGCUGUAGAUGAGAGUCAAGUAGUUCAGUACACAGCCACAGUCAUGCGAGUCUUGAUUGGGGUUGGAGCAUAUAGCGAGGCUGCAGACGACACUCGAGGCAGUGGAUCCACGACCCUCGCUCUGCGCCUGAAAUACGAAGGCCAAGGCGAGGAGCUCACUCAGAACUUCCCGGGGACGUACGUUUCAGCUAUCACAGAACCACUAAACAUCAGCAUUGUUGGACCCGCUGGCACAUUACAUGAGCUGUUCAUAUUUGCCAAGGAGCAAGAACAGCUCCAGGUUCAGAAAAUGGACAUUCGAGGCAAGAGCCACAACCCCGAAAACCAGAAGGUCGCUGGUGACCUCUGUACGGUCUGCGACGGUACACAAAGCCUGCGCCUUCCUGAUGCCUCCGAGUUACGGGCACCUGUACGGUCCAAUAUUUCUGGUCGCAGGCUGACUGAAGGCUCACUUACCAAUGAACUUGUCACCACCAUCCUGGCAAACAGAUGCGAAUGGUAUAGUAUCUUAACGCAAACUGCGAAGGAUAUCAAGGCGCAGAGUAAUGAUACGCCAGGACUCGUCUACUUUGGAAUGACGGACGUGGUCUCCCUUGCGCCAUUUGUCCAGCAAGGUCUCCAACCAGCCAAGACAGCCGCCCACACUCUGAUUGCCCGAAUAACUAAGAGUCCUGUUGACUUCCCUGAAGACGCCAUUGCAGUAGUUGGGGCCUCUUGCCGGCUACCUGGGGCGAACAAUUUUGAAGAGCUGUGGGAGUUGCUUGCUUCGGGAGCGGACCAACAUCGUCCGCUUGGCACGGAUAGAUUCAAUAUAUACGACAGUUUCCGGGCAUCUCAGAGUGGGAAAUUCGGAGAGUCCAAGUUCUAUGGCAACUUUAUCGAUGACGUGCGGCGCUUUGAUAACGCUUUCUUCGGGGUUAACCAACGUGAAGCGGCCAGUAUGGAUCCGCAGCAGCGCCUAUUGCUUGAAGUCGCAUACGAAGCUCUUGAUGAUGCCGGAUAUCUAGUAAAACAUUGCAGAGAGAAUGGCGACAACGUCGGAUGCUUUAUAGGCGGGAGUCUUGUGGAAUACCUUGAUAAUACCAGCGCCUAUGCCCCAACAGCUUACGUCGCUUCCGGAACUAUUCGUGCCUUUCUCUGUGGCCGUCUUAGCUACUAUUUCGGAUGGUCUGGCCCGGCAGAGGUCAUUGACACUGCCUGCUCGUCUUCUCUCGUUGCCAUCAAUCGAGCCUGUAAAGCAAUUCAGGCCGGUGAAUGUUUUAUGGCGCUUUGCGGAGGUGUCAACAUCAUUACAGGCAUGAACAACUAUUUCGAUCUGGGUAAGGCCGGAUUCCUUAGCCCAACGGGACAAUGCAAGCCAUUUGACGCCUCUGGUGACGGCUACUGUCGCUCGGAUGGCGUUGGACUUGUGGUUCUAAAGAAGCUAUCUCAGGCAAUUGUUGAUGGGGAUGCCGUAAUGGCCGUUAUCCCUGGAAUCAGCACCAACCAGGGCGGUCUCUCGCCUUCGAUCACAAUUCCACACUCGACUGCGCAACAAGCUCUGUACAAAAGAGUUCUCCAGCAAGCGCAGAUCCCUCCGGAGAGCGUCACUUAUAUUGAGGCUCAUGGCACGGGCACCCAGGCCGGGGAUCCUAUCGAGGUGGAAAGUCUCCGAUCGGUCUUCGGCAAGAAGAUGCUGAAAACAUCAUCGGAUCGCACACUGCACAUUGGAUCCAUUAAGGGGAACUUGGGUCACUGCGAAACAGCGGCGGGAGUGACAGGCCUGCUCAAAGUCCUGGCUAUGAUCAAGCACGCUCAACUUCCACCACAUGCUAGUUAUGGAAGACUGAAUCCCAAGAUUCCUCCUUUAGAGCCUGAUGGCUUGUCAAUCAAUCGUAGCCUGUGCGAUUGGAAGACUCCUUUCCGUGCAGCCCUCGUUAACAGCUAUGGCGCCGCCGGAUCGAAUUGUGCUCUGUUGUGCUGUGAGCUGCCUUCCAAAAUGAGCUCUCGAGCGAAAGACGUGGACGUGAAACUUCCGCUCCUAGUCAGUGCUGCUUCCGAGAAAAGUCUGCUGCAGAACGCGCAAGUUUUGAGUGCCCACCUUCGGAAGCAUGCCUUGGAAAUCAAUCUUGGCGACCUAGCUCACACCUUGAACGAAAGAAGAAAGCGUCACAAGUUCCUGAUGCCCAUAGACGCAGUCGAUGUUCAAGACGCAGCAAGUCAGCUCGAGAACCUUCAAUUUCAAUCGAUCGUCCAAAAUGCAUCCCGAACUCCAAGACCAGUAGUUCUUGUUUUCAGUGGCCAGUUCGAUAAUAAGGUGCAAUUAGACAAGGCAUUCUAUGAUAAAAUACCAGCCUUCCGGCAUUAUCUUGACCUUUGCGACAAGGAGCUCGUCGCCCAGGGCUUCCCGACAAUUAUGCCGACAAUCUUUGACACCGAACCCGCGGCAGAUGCCACGCUGUUGCAGUGUGGCAUCUUCGCCAUGCAAUACGCUUCUGCUCAAUGCUGGAUAGACGCAGGCCUGACUCCAAGCGCAGUCAUCGGUCACAGCCUCGGGGAGCUUACAGCACUCGCUGUCUCCGGUGUCCUUUCGCUUGCCGACGCUAUCAAGUUGGUAGCAUCCCGAGCGCGUCUUAUUGACACUAAAUGGGGCUCGGACAAGGGAUCCAUGCUGGCCAUGAGCAAUUGCUCUGCCUCAGAAUUCGAAGCCAUAUGUUCGUUGCUCCAACAGAGGUCGGGUAGUGUUAUCGAAAUUGCUUGCUACAAUGCUGUAGACACUAUUAUAGCUUCUGGGGCAUCGGCGAACAUUGCUCGUCUCAAGGAAAUCGUGUGCAGCGAGCCAAGGUUCCAAAAGAUCCGUGCCCGUGACCUCGCUACAACCCACGGCUUUCACUCCAGCUUGACAGAGACCUUAAUUGCCGACAUGACAGUUACAUCCCAGUCGCUAAAAUGGAAUGAGCCCAAAAUACCCCUAGAGACGUGUUCGAAUAAUCCUAUCGAUUCUUUCAAGGAGUACGAUCCCUCCAGGCAUCUGCGCGAGCCAGUCUUCUUUGUCGAUGCCAUACAAAGGCUUGAGAAGCGCUUCCCAUCUGCUGUGUGGUUGGAGGCCGGAAUAAGUACACCAGCUGUUGUCAUGGCGAGAUCUGCAUCGGGGCAAGCAAACGCGCAUGCUUUCCUGGGUCUCAAAGCGUCGGGAACAUUAAGCGCGCUAGACUCCCUCUCUAGCUUGGUGUCUGAUCUCUGGCGAAACGGACAUUUUGUUCAGCACUGGCGGCUCGUCUCACCCAGUGGAAAGUCGCUCGGCUUUAAGCCGAUUUGGCUGCCUCCCUAUCAGUUUGAGCGUACGCAGCAUUGGGUGGCGAAUGUAGACCGUGUCAUGGAAAUGCAGCAGACAGUCUCCAAAGCUGCAGCAGAAUCGAUGGCUGUUCUCAAGGCCCCUGAAAACUCCACUCUUAAGCCCCCAACCUUAGUGGGCCGCGCAACUCGAAGGGCUACAAAAGCAGAAGGACAAGUCGACUUCACCAUCAACAUUCAGACGCAACGCUUCCAUCAGGUGGUUAGGGGCCACUAUUUGCGCUCUCGGUCACUGUGCCCCGCGUCUAUGUACAUGGAGGCGGUUACUAUGGCUCUUCAGCUCCUGGCUGCUGACGGUAACUCGCCGAGAGUAGCUCCAGGAGCCUUCAGCUUAGUUUGGGAUGAGGUCAACUUCCAUGCGCCGCUGGGAACAGAGGCAAGGGGCGAGGUUGUGGUUCGACUCAGCCCGGCUAGGCACGAGAAUAUCUGGAACUUUGCCAUUUGCACUCUACCUGGAGAUGGCUCGUCCUCGCGGCAACCUCGAGAAACCGUUCAUGUGAAAGGUGUUGUCUCUCUCGUCAAAUGUCUGUCUCUCGAUGCCUGGGAAAGGCUGGUCUCCGGGCCCAUGGAGAGGAUUACAAGCUCAGAGAUUGACACCGAGAGGUUUAUGCGCAGGCGCACAUAUGGUCUUUUUGCACGUCUCGUCGAGUACGCACCGUUCUUUAAGGGUAUUCAUUCACUGGUCCUCCACGAGCGUGAGGGCGUAGCAACUAUUUGCAUGCCUGACGAACAGCCUGCCCGAGAAGAAAGCACUUCAUGGAGCCUGUGUGACACAGUUACGAUUGAUGCAUUUAUACAGGUCUUGGGCUUCGUCAUCAAUACGAGUGAUUUUGUCCCAGAAGGAGAAGUGGCAGUUAUGGUAGGCUUAGACCGAGCCGUGAUCUCGCCCAAGUGCGAUUUCAGCACUAGUUCUGCGAAGAGAGAGAACUGGCGAGUAUAUGCUCGAUUUGGAGUUGAUGGUGGUGGACAGCCUCUUGGCGACGUUUUUGUCUGGAACAUUCAGGAUAACAACCUUGUUGCUGUCUUCACUGGGUGUCGCUUCUCCAAGGUCCCUAUCUCUAAGCUUGAAAGAAGUCUCGACCAAGCGAUGCGACUGGUGACACCGAGCCAAGCUCAACCCACCGCCGGCCGAAAUGUGCCCGUCGUUGGGUCGAUUAACUCCGCCGCUGGGCAAAACCAACGCACCGCUGUUGUUCGCUUUCUUCCCGAUGAAAGCUCUUCUACCUCAAGCUCAUCUUCGGAUACCGACAGUCGGGGUAGUAUCGUCCCCACUGCCGGUAGCAUCUCAUCUGUUGAACCGGACCAGAUCGAAGAUCAGCUCGAAGAAUUACAGAACAUGAUUGCCGAGUCCACCGGGAUGGCCAAGUCAGACAUGACCAAGGCCAUGAUGCUUGCUGACAUGGGGUUGGACUCGCUGGCAGCUCUUGAUCUUGUUGGGGAAUUCUCGUCCAAGUUCAACCUCAAAGUCGCUGCGCAUGACCUCCAAAAUAUGACUUUCGGGGAUUUAAGCUCGAAGCUAGCCAGCAACAGUCCUACUUCUGUAGCUUCACUAUCACGGCCUGCUGCGCCUGAAGCAGACGGUGUGGGAAAAGCUGUCUCACCAGCCAGCCAGCCGUUGACCGAUCAGGUCGAAGAUCAGCUCGAGGAAUUACAAAACCUGAUCGCCGAGUGUACCGGGAUGGCGAAAUCAGAUAUGACGAAGGAUAUGAUUCUCGCAGACAUGGGCUUGGACUCGUUGGCAGCGGUCGAUCUUGUUGGGGAAUUUUCUGCCAGGUUCAACCUGGAUAUCGCUUCGCAUGACCUCCAAAAUAUCACUCUUGAGGUACUGGGUACACAGCUUGCCGGUAACAAUUCCGUCAGUGUUACCUUAGUACCGCGAUCUGGUGCUACUCGAGCAGAUAGUGUGAGGCAACUUGCCAGCGUCCAGUCAGCUGGCGCCGAGAAGCGCGAAUCGAAUGCCGGAGCAACUGUUCUUCUCGGGAAUCCCUUCGAGGCGCUCAAGUUGUCAGACGCUCAGUUCGACACAUCUGCUAAGAGACAGGGGUACUUUAAUCAUCAUCAAGAUGCUGCACCGUAUGAAGAUGAAAUUCUCCUAGCCCAUAUUAUCGAGGCCUUGGCCACACUCGGCAUUGACCUAUCGCGCGUCGACCCACGCUCCGAGCUCCCUCAAAUUCCUCACUUACCUAAGUACGACAAACUGGUUGCGAGACUCUGGGAAAUACUGCAGCAUCACGGAUUCGUCAAAAUCAACACUGACGGAAAGCGCACACGAAGUGAUCGUGCCGUGGAUGGGCGGUCGUCUGCAACGCUCCUCGCAGCAUUUAAAGACCGGUUCCCAGGCUACAAGUAUCAAAGCGAUCUAAUCGGUCUGACCGGUCCCCGACUCGCGGAGGUCCUUUCAGGCAAACUCGACUCAGUUGCUCUCCUGUUUGGCAGUCCAGCCUCCCUUAAGAUCAUGGCGAGCUUCUAUGACUUGUCGCCCAUGAUGUCGACCUUGACCGACCAGCUCGUCGUCUUUCUGGGUGAGUUACUCCGCAACGUGGACAAGUCUCGAAACGUGCGCAUCCUCGAAGUUGGUGCGGGCACAUGUGGCACCACCAAACGCGUGUUGGCAGCCCUGGCCUCAGCCAAUAUCGCAACCACCUAUACAUUCACAGAUAUUUCGGCUAGUCUGGUGCAGAAGGCCAAGACGACCUUGAAGGAGUACAAUUUCAUCGAGUAUGAUACCUUCAACUUGGAAAAGGAGGUGCCCGAAUCUUUCCGCGGCCGCUUUGAUGUGGUCAUUAGCACGAACUGUGUUCACGCGACGACCGACCGCACGAAAUCAUGUCGCCGACUACGCGAUACUCUUGCUCCUGGCGGAAUUCUCGUUUUGUCGGAGCUCACACGCGUUAUCGACUGGUAUGACACAUGCUUCGGCCUUUUGGACGGAUGGUGGCUUGCGGAGGGACGUACUCUAUACCCUGUCCAGCCGGCCGAGAGAUGGAUGUCUGUGUAUGAGAACGCUGGGUUCGCUUCAUACGGACACUCUUGGGGACCGACGCUUGAGGCUACUAGCCAGCAGCUGCUGGUCGCGUGCAAUGAACACUGGACAGUGCCCCAGCAGUGCAGGAACCCCCCCCCCUGA
Messenger RNA from Talaromyces marneffei, 6918 nucleotides. RefSeq lists its product as uncharacterized. Gene Ontology annotation, biological process: fatty acid biosynthetic process; secondary metabolite biosynthetic process. The coding region runs from base 1 to 6918 and encodes 2305 amino acids. NCBI's taxonomy places the organism in Eukaryota, Fungi, Ascomycota, Eurotiomycetes, Eurotiales, Trichocomaceae. Gene Ontology annotation, molecular function: 3-oxoacyl-[acyl-carrier-protein] synthase activity; fatty acid synthase activity. The record is from RefSeq and is a predicted model, not a curated record. The transcript is spliced from 2 exons.